UAAAAUUUUAUUAAACACGUGUAUAUUCUGUUGGAUACUCAUUUUCUCUUUGUUACAGUCCAGAUCUGAGUCGGGCGCUCCCAGCAAGCCUUAGCCCGCAUUGCGUCCAGGUGGGUAGAGAUUAUGCUGUCCAGGAUUGGCAAUCCAAUUCCAGCCUAGAUUCUCUAGCUAGAGAUCCAGCAGGAUGUGUGAUGGCUCCCAGCAAAGAGGACGAGAGACACGAGAAGAUCAUCCGUGGGCUGCUUAAAUUGCCUGGAAAUCGAAGAUGCGUCAACUGUGGUAGCCUGGGACCGCAAUAUGUGUGCACUAGCUUCUCCACUUUCAUUUGCACACUUUGCAGCGGGAUUCAUCGAGAAUUCUUGCAUCGCAUCAAGUCUAUUUCCAUGGCCAAGUUUACUGCCGGGGAAAUCAGCGAGCUCCAGUCCGGUGGAAACGAUCAAGCUCGACAGGUUUUCCUCAAGGCAUGGAACUCGGACAGGAACAUAUUCCCAGACAGCAGCAAUCCCGAUAAAAUCCGCGAGUUUAUAAAGCUUGUGUACGUCCAGAGGCGUUUCACUGGAGAAAAGCAGCGUAGUCGUAGUCCAAUGCGUGAAACUCCUGAAUAUCGCGAGGCUCGCCCCUCUCCUCGUACGAGCUACGGCGGACUCGCGUACGGUAACCGAGACUUUGUGAGAACAAUCCCCGGAAGAAGAGAAAACGGGGGUACGACUGUGGAAGACAACGGUGAAGACGACGUGAAAUCUUCGCCCCAGUCGCCUCCAAACCAGAAAACAGCCAGUGGUAGUAAGAGGGAAACGGUCAUUCGCCAGUUUCUACAACCUCCAGUGGAGAAACGAAAGAACCAGCAGCUGCAAAGAAACUACUCUAGCGGGAGCAUAGCGCCGGACCAAACCAGUCCCGUAGCUCGACCUCCACAAGUCCAGCGCUCAAACUCGCUCUCUCUCAAAGAUCUCAUGACUGACGAGAAAACUUCCCACCAGCCAGACAAUCCAAAGACGCCACCACGAUCUGCGACAAAGUCGAGAAGUCUGAUCGAUCUUAAUACCGACCAGCAGCAAAAGGUACCACACUCUAGAAGCUCGCCAGUGACAACCAAGUCAAGCUCCACACCGUGUCUGGUCGAUCUCAUCUCCGGCGACGCAAGCAACCACGAGAGUGUCGCCAGUGCAAAGUUUCGACACGACACCGAUGGCAGCCGCGACCUGAUCGAUCUCAUCUCUUCUCCGGAGGGAGAUUCCUCGCAGCCGAUGCAGGUGGAUCCUUUCGUGACAACGAGUUUCGCGGGUCUUGAUCUGGCUGCUGAUCCUUUUGCACGUAGUGGACCAGUUCAAGCUCAAACAGGCACGAAUUUCACGAGUUUUAGCGCUCCUGGACCAGCCAAUCUUCCACAGUCCAUUCCAUCAGAAGUUUCACAGGGAGUUUUACCGGGUGCUCCCCCGCAGUUCCCGUCGAGCUUUCCAGGAAUUUCACCGAAUUUUACCAUGCCGCCUUCAGUUGGCUUUCUACCAGCGGCGCCGUCGCCAUCGAUUUCUUCUUCGGGUGGCUUUCUAUCGAAUUCUGCUUUGAUGACUUUCCAGCAGUUUGAUCCAGCAGCCAUGAACGUUGGAGUACAAGGAGCUGGUCAUCACGUGAACACUUUCGGACCUCCAUCGAAUCAAAGUCUGGGCUACUUUGGAGUGUCAACCAGUGUCAAUCCUUUUGACCACUCCCAAAGUCAGUAUGCCCCUCUAGGAACUACACAUGUACAAGUGCCUCCAAAUUUUUACCAUCCAAAUUAUCAUUGGGAGCCCACUCAAGUUACCAUUGUUCCAGCAGCACCAUCCAACAACAACAGCACCAUCAUCGUCCUCGUCAGGCAAUCCAUUCGCAUAAGACGACACCAAAUCAUCCCAAAAAAAAACAUAAAAACACAUAUAAAACCACAGAGAAAAGUAUUUAAUAUGGGGAGGAGGGCCCGUUUGCUUGUUGUUGGGUUGUUGUUGCCGAUUUGUUACAAGAAAACGAAAAAAAAUCCUUAAAAAAUACAAGGUCCACAGCA
Molecule: messenger RNA, 2038 nt
Organism: Selaginella moellendorffii
Lineage: Eukaryota; Viridiplantae; Streptophyta; Lycopodiopsida; Selaginellales; Selaginellaceae
Product: probable ADP-ribosylation factor GTPase-activating protein AGD14
Exons: 12
Coding region: 192-2018 (608 amino acids)
Molecular function (GO): GTPase activator activity
Source: RefSeq, a predicted model, not a curated record